Arabidopsis arenosa is the source of this 1239-nucleotide messenger RNA. NCBI's taxonomy places the organism in Eukaryota, Viridiplantae, Streptophyta, Magnoliopsida, Brassicales, Brassicaceae. The record is from the annotation of a GenBank genome assembly.
GUCUCUGUUUAAACACUAUCCUUGACUCCAAACACUCUCCGAUCUCAGCAAUGGCCAAGCCUCACGGUCGUCGCCGUCCUUCCGGCCGAACAAAUCUAGCUUCUUGCGCCGUCGCCACCGUCUUCUUGCUCAUCUUACUCGUCGUCCUUCUUGUUGUUUACUUCACAGUCUUCAAACCAAAAGACCCCAAGAUCUCCGUUAACGCCGUCCAACUUCCGUCAUUCGCCGUCUCCAACAACACAGCUAACUUCACCUUCUCUCAGUACGUCGCCGUUAGAAACCCUAACCGUGCCGUUUUCUCUCAUUAUGACAGCUCUAUUCAGCUUCUUUAUUCGGGUAAUCAAGUCGGGUUUAUGUUCAUACCCGCCGGUAAAAUUGAUUCCGGUCGGAUUCAAUACAUGGCCGCCACUUUCACCGUUCAAUCCUUCCCUAUUUCUCCUCCUUCCUCCUCCGCCAUCUCCACCGUCUCCGCCGCCGUUGUUCCAGACUCUCCGGUAAUACCCGGUCCACCGGAUUUUACAGUAACUCCAAGAAACCCAGAUUCGCCGUAUUUCCCAGGAUAUCCAGAAUCGCCGGAUUUACCGGGAAAUCCAAGUUCACCGGAUUUUCCUGGGAAUCCGGGUCCUCCGAGUUUUCCGAGGAAUCCAGGCUCGCCGGAGUUUCCAGGGAACCCAGGAGCUCCGGUUUUACCGAGAAAUCCAGGUUCGCCGGAAUUUCCAGUGAAUCCUCCGAGAUAUCCAGGUGCUCCGGCGUUUCCGAGAAACCCAAAUCCACCGGUUUUUCCAGGGAAUCCCGGGUCGGGUAACCCGCGAAACAUGGGUCCACCGGGUUUUCCAGGUAUCGGAGCUCCGCCGGGAUUUCCGGGUACGCCGGUGGGAUUCGGCGGGGGAGGGACGGGGCCAACAUUAGGAGAUGGAUAUGCGAAUCCGGGUUUCGGGUAUGGGAAUCGGGUCGGACCAACAAUGGAGAUAGAGUCGAAGAUGGAGUUAGCGGGUCGGGUCAAAGUGUUGCACGUGUUCACACAUCACGUGGUUGCUAAAUCGGAUUGUCGGGUCACCGUCUCUAUUGCCGAUGGUUCCGUCUUGGGUUUCCAUUGCUAAUUUCAUUUCCCUACUAUAAUUAUUAUUUUCUCCAUUUUUGAUGUUUUAUUUAGUUUUUGCCCCUUUUUCACUAAUUUUUGCUGCUCAUGUUUAACUUUGAGGAAAUUAAUUAGAAACUGUAUAAAUUAUUUAUUUUUCU